AUGUCGGGCGCGAUCGAAAUUAUUGGGCUGGUUCUUGCUGCACCACCUGUCUUUGCUCAGAUAGCCAAGGGAGUGAGGAAUCUAUAUGACCGAACUGCGGUCGCCAGAGGCAAGCAGAUCCUCACAGAUUCCAUUACUGAUUUCCGGCGCCGUCUUGAAUACCUUGCAAGGCAGUUUGAAUUAGGACAACGCAUUUGCGCGAAUGAGAAGCAUGAUAAAGAGAAGCGCAACGAGCUGGACCACCACUUCCAGGCCGUUCAAACAAUACUCAAAGAUGUGGACACUCGAGCAGCAGAGGCUAAAAGUUGGUCGAGAUUCACGCGUUUUCGCGAAGGCACCAAGCUGCCUCAGAAACUACAAGAACUUCAGCAAGAUCUGUAUCGAUCGAUAAAAGAGUUCACCGAGAUUGUCAGAGUACUACAAGACUUGCAAGAAAACCCCCUUUCAUUCGAUUUAGAGCCCGAUGUUUUCGUCAAGACCACUUUCGGCACCACAACAGUUCUUGUAGCGAAUGUAUACCUCAUAGCUGGCAAUCUCGCACAACGGCGUUUCAAGAAGGACCCAAAGCAAGGUCUUUUUGUAUGUGAGCGCCGGGCUUAUGACAAAAACAUGGAAAAGGACAAAAGGCACAAAAACAGUAACAUCAAGACUCUGGCGGGCAAGUUGACUUCCAAGCCCUUGGCGGAUGGCUUGCUUGAUUUCAUAGGAGUAUACAACAAUGAAGAGCAGGAAUGUUUGAACUCAUGUUCAAUCUGCCCAAAGGUUUCGGAUUCAAAAAUACUCUACGAGACUAUAUGCAAUGCGUCGCAAGCCUUCCUCUAA
Truncatella angustata is the source of this 822-nucleotide messenger RNA. RefSeq lists its product as uncharacterized. The record is from RefSeq and is a predicted model, not a curated record. The coding region runs from base 1 to 822 and encodes 273 amino acids. NCBI's taxonomy places the organism in Eukaryota, Fungi, Ascomycota, Sordariomycetes, Amphisphaeriales, Sporocadaceae. The transcript has a single exon.